AUGCCAGUGUCACAGAUGCUACUUUACCUGCUACACCACAGUGCCAGCCCCUGAGUGAUGGGAUUUUAUGGUGCAGUAACAGUGUGGUGAUUGGCAGUCCACCAGACUGCCCCUGUAACACAUGGAAGUAACUUUGUCUUCCUUGUAUGCUACUUGUUGCCUGUGACUUUGCUUGAGCAGCAUUUGCUUAAGCAGCGUGUCAGACUUGUUCAAGGACUGGAUCCCCAGUGUCUGCCUUAAAAUGAGGAUGCCCUGGUAACCACUUUGGAGUAGUGCUGUGUGGGUGACCUGAGUGUGUGGACGCGGAGUGCUCACAGUGCCUGACACGCAGUGUUGGCGUUAGUACUGUUGCUCACGUCAUUGAAUGUGUGUUUGUGUUCCUGCAGCCCGCUGCUAUGGACAGUGCUGUCACCCUGUGGCAGUUCCUGCUCCAGCUCCUGCAGGAUCCACAGAAUAAGGAUGUGAUCUGCUGGACAUCCAAUGAUGGGGAGUUCAAGCUUCUACAGGCGGAGGAGGUAGCUCGUCUCUGGGGGAUCCGCAAGAACAAGCCGACCAUGAAUUACGACAAGCUCAGCCGAGCCCUCAGAUAUUACUAUGUAAAGAACAUCAUCAAAAAAGUGAAUGGUCAGAAGUUUGUAUACAAGUUUGUCUCUUAUCCAGAGAUUUUGAAGAUGGAUCCGAUGACAGUGGGCAGGAUUGAGAGAGAUUCUGAGAUUUUGGGCUUCAGUGACGUCAGCAGUGGUUCCAAGGACACGGAGAGCGGCGGGAAGGAGAAACCCCCUCUGCCUGCUGCCAAGGCCUCCAGUCGCAAUGACUACAUUCACUCUGGGCUGUAUUCAUCCUUCACUCUCAACUCUUUGAACUCUUGCACGAAGAGACUUCCCAAAUCAAUGAAGAUUGAGAAUCCAGCUGAGAAAUUGGCUGAGAAGAAGUCUCCUCAGGAGCCAGCAGCAUCUGUCAUCAAAUUUGUCACAACACCUUCCAAAAAGUCACCAGGUGAACUGGCUGUGCCAGCCGGCCCAGGUAUUUCUCCAUCUUCAGAGGAAACCAUGCAAACACUGGAGACGCUGGUUUCCCCCAAACUGCCAUUUCUGGAGGCUCCAAGCUCUGCAUUCAGUGUGCCGGCCACGUUCACCAGCACAGCACCUGGCCUGGCCCUUUCCCCUGCCGUGCAGGAGCCCCCCAGCAGCACACCUUCACCCCCUCUGAGUUCCAAUGAAGACCUCGACACCGAUAUUGACUCAGUGGCCUCUCAGCCUGUGGCACUUCCCGAAAACCUGUCGCUGGAGCCUAAAGACCAGGAUUCAGCUCUGCCAGAAAAGGACAAAACCAGUAAUUCAUCAAGGUCCAAGAAACCCAAAGGGUUGGAACUGGCACCCACCCUGGUAAUCACGGGCAGUGAUCCAAGCCCGCUGGGAAUACUAAGUCCCUCUCUCCCUACAGCGUCUCUCACACCUGCCCUCUUCUCACAGACCCCCAUCCUCCUGACCCCGAGCCCGCUGCUGUCCAGUAUCCACUUCUGGAGCACCCUCAGCCCUGUUGCUCCCCUGAGUCCAGCCAGGUUGCAAGGUGCUAACACACUUUUCCAGUUUCCUUCUGUACUGAAUACUCAUGGGCCCUUCACUCUCUCUGGGCUGGAUGGACCCUCCACGCCUGGCCCGUUUUCCCCAGAUCUACAGAAGACAUAGCCUAUGCACUCAAGGAAUGAGAACCAUGAAGCAAAGAAACCGAGGGACACUCAGCAGGAUUGCCUUUGAAGUGAGCAGCUGGUGUUCGGCAGUGCUGACGAGAGACCGUUCCCCAUGGGACACCUUUAUAGGAUUCCCUUUGCCUAGAACUCAAGAGGACUAUGUAUAAAAAUGCCUUAAUUGGAGCUCAAACUCCACCUUCCCCUUCCAUUUUUCUUUUGUUUUUAAAUAUUGUGAGCUUUGUGCUAAAGUAACCUUUAGUGGAGUUUAGCAGCUAUGCUUUGCGGGAAUGAUCAAGAACAAAGUUAUUCAUUCCUGGCUGUUGGGACCUCUGGACAGGAAAAAAGUUAUACUUAGAGUCUGUUAUUUAAACAAAUAGCAGUUAGAUGAAAUGGGCUGCAUCUUUAAGACUAAGUGGGCUCUGGUGAAUGACUGCAGAUGAGCUGCUCAUGCGCAGUGGAAGCAAGAGCCAUCCUGAGUCCUCCAUUCAAGGCACACCUAGGAAGCUCCUCCCACUGUGCCAUGCGCCUUGAGCAGCUGACACCCGGGGAAGGCAACUGGUUUACAUUGACUUAAGGUGGGUCUCCCAGCUGCAGACUAUAGUCUGGGCCUGUCAACAGUGCAGGGAGCUAGUGUAUUUCAGUAUCAGAAGAUUUCUAAACCUGGGGUUUUAAGACAGUUUUUGGAAGCUCCAUUGAGAACAUGGGACCCCAUACAUAGCCCAGAAGGGUUCCCUGUUCUCCGAGAGUGGUCUGAUGACGCCCACAUGGCAUGCACCCUAGGAAAUGGGGCCUUUUUGGAAGAUGAACUUGGGUGUUCAAGUGUUGAGAAUGACAGAUCUAGUUGCCUGAUUGGAAGCAGCAUGUGGAGCUUUUCUUGGUUAGAAAUACCCAGAGUGAAGGAAUCUCGCCUUUCUACUGACGUGCUGUCAUUUCCUGUGGCAUAUUUGUCAUCUUUCCUUUGAAAUGUAAGGUUGCUAAAGGCUGUAGCCAUUUUAAAGAGGUGGUCAGUAGGGGGGUAAAGCUGGCUUAUUUCUUGUGAACCCUGUUUUGUUAAUAAUUGGGGAAGAGUGUGGCCUUGGGGUUGGCUUGUGAUGCAGGGCAGGUGUAGUCCUCUCUGCACCACCACAGUUGUAGACUCGUCCCAACUAGAAGUCUGCCAGAUGCACACAGCUUUGUUGAGCCCCACUCUGAACUGAUAGCAAUAUUUCAGUGUUGUCUUUUGAACAUUUUGCUUUGAAAUCCAUUAUCAAAUCCUGUCAUCACCAUGACCUGUCCAUCAAAUUAGUCUUUUUAGUCCUCUCCUUGAGUCACACGAACUAAACAGAAUGAAUAAGUCAGUUCUUAAGGGCUUAAAAUGACACUGGUACAAACCAGUGUCUUGCACAGUGUUCACUUCAAGUUCAUUGUUACGCCAUGUAGACGUGCUGCUGGUGAAGUCUCCAGGUCUGGUCACUAGUAGAAGUACUCAGUGAGCUGCUGUGACUGCUCAUGCGUGGUCAUCAGCCCAAAGUUCUGUUCUUGAAAUGUGCAAUAGUAAUAUUGAGAGACCGUCAGGACUGGUGGAGAGCAGAUGCUCCAUACUUUCUCCCUGUACUGAAUGAAUUAAUUAGCUUGCUUGCCUGCUUGGAAUUAGAGCUCUCACAGCACUUUGGAAGAAACAUUUUUUUAGAUUAGCAUUUUGUAUUUUGGAUAGGUAAAUAUUGAUGGGUCGAUGUAACUAGAUGUUUUAAAUUUGAAUACACAAAAGUGUUUAUCUUUUUGAAUUAAAGGAGAAAAGCCAUUGGUUUGUUUUCAUAGAUGAUGUCUUUGCUGAUUAACUGUCUCAGCAUAGAGGUGCCUUGAAGCAGGGCACCAUUAGCACUCAGGCCAAGCAGCCUCCUGGGAACCAGAUUUAGGGAGCCCUUUCUGUAAACCUGCAGCUGAUGCCUAAGAGGCGUGAGGCCUUAGGAGUUGAUGAAAAUUGCUCUUUUUGAGAUGAGUGUGUGUGUGUGUACAUGUGCGCGCGUGCGUGUGUCUUUUUAAAGUUUACAGCCUUCACUUGGGUGUCUGAGGCAGACAGUUCCAUUUGCAGACUACCUCCUUCCUGGAAAGUCAGCUCCAUAGUCUUCUGAGUACCCGGAGCAUUCUCAGCAUCUGAGCUCGAGCUCUGUCUUCCCUGGAGAGAUGCGUGUUUGCUGGUAGUCACCACUGGGAGGAGCGGCCGUUGGGCAGCAGUGGCCCAGGUUAAAGAGGAGUGGGUUGCCAGGGGUUUUCCAGCAUUUUCUAAGAUGCCCCGGCUUUCCCUGGCCACUCAGCUGCAGCUAGAAGAUGGUUGGCACCCAGGAGACCUGGAAAAGCCUUGGGUUGAUGGCAUUUGCGGGGCCAGGUCCCCACCUAGGAACUGAGGAGGGACGCCUGUGUCAGGAAACCACUGCGGUGUGUCGCUGGCAGGUGAAUCUUCCUGGCGUUUCUAAAGUCAUCUUUGUCUUGUUCCUGUGCUGGUUUUUAAAAACAAGAUGAAGGCCUUGUGCUUGACUUCAGCAAUCCUUGUUUAAAGUGGUUUGUCCCAGCACUUCUGUUGUGUCAGGUGUUGUGUGUGUUUGAAUUGAAGACUCUGGCCCUCAAGGUCAACCAGAGUCUUAAGAUUAAAAUGUAAGUUCAAUUUCACAUUUCAGAAUGUAUUAAAAUACUAAGCGUAAUUUGUUUUUUCAAAUGUCAAUGGGAAAGGUUAGCACUUGAGCCCACAUAGAGUACUGGAUUUUUUUUUAAACUGGAAAAAUUCUGUGAAGGUUUACAUACUAUGUUAGACAUCCAGAAAGGCAGGACCGGGUGCUCCAUUAAAUCAGAGGCUUGGCAUUCUGGUGCCAGUAUCGGCUGCUGCACUCAGGCAGCACACGCUGUAUUAUCCUGAUCUCAGAGUUCCUAGGAUGCUGAUGGCAAAAUUCUAGAAGGUCACUCUGGGUUUCUAGUGAGUAGAGCACAGUCUGAGACACCCAGUGUCGCUGAGGGAAGCGAGCAGGCUCCAGUCUUCUUCAGCACACACUUGAAUCAGCAAAGUUU
This is a messenger RNA of Ochotona curzoniae (black-lipped pika), 4729 nucleotides long. RefSeq names its product ETS transcription factor ELK4 (gene ELK4). Gene Ontology annotation, molecular function: sequence-specific DNA binding; DNA-binding transcription factor activity, RNA polymerase II-specific. The record is from RefSeq and is a predicted model, not a curated record. Gene Ontology annotation, cellular component: nucleus. Lineage: Eukaryota; Metazoa; Chordata; Mammalia; Lagomorpha; Ochotonidae. The transcript has 4 exons. The coding region runs from base 396 to 1688 and encodes 430 amino acids. Gene Ontology annotation, biological process: regulation of transcription by RNA polymerase II; cell differentiation.